AUGACGAGCAGCUCGGGCAACAAGGACUUUCGCGACCAGCUCGGCAAGUUUCGCCUCGAAUCCCCGAAUGUCUCGUCUCCCGUAGCCUGGUCGCAGUCCCCGACGACGACAUUUCCCAAGCCAUCACCUCGCUCGUACCAGCCCUCCUCUCCAUCCUCCUCACUGCAGCAACCCCCGCCCGACUCGGCGCCCACCCCGGACCCCACGUCCUCCACCCCGAGCGCGCGAAGCAAACGAGUAUCGACGGCGUGCGACUUCUGUCGCAAACGCAAGAAAAAAUGUGACUUUCGGUACCCCAAUUGUUCGGCCUGCACGCGCGCUGGGGUGCGCUGCACCAUCCCUCCACCGGGGCCCCAAGUAGCCAGUGCCUCUGUGCCCCGAGAUCAGUUGGAGACUUUACAAAAACGCGUGCGAUGGUUGGAAGAGGUCGUGCGGCGCAAAAUGGGCGUCUCCGUGGCCGACCUGGCCACGGGUACCCCCGUGGACGGCGAGGGAGAUCCGGACUGGUGGUAUCAAGUGCCCGCGAUGAUCGCGACCGGCGGCAGUCGAUCAUCCGUAGGCUCGAUGCUGAGUCCCGUAGGCAGUGGCAGUUCAGCGGCAACGCCAGGACUAGCUGCCAUCUCCGAAUCGCCCACGGGGGUGGGUGUCGAGCUGCCGAAUGUGGGCGAGAUCCUUCGUGAUCAGUUGGAGAAUCGCCGUCCAUCCGUCGCACGGCCUGCCGUUGCUCCACGAGUGCUGCGUCUAUCCUCGCUCGAAGAAGCAGAGCGCGUGGCGGGCCAGUACUUCGAUAGUAUAGGAUACCAGUAUCCAUUUCUUUCGCGGCCCGAGUUCUUCGGCCAUCUGCGCCAUAUCUACACGGGCGGCGUGCCAACCCCGGAGGUCCACAAUACCUAUCAUAUUAUUAUCGCCAUUUCACUGCUGAUCGGGUCGGCUGAGCCUGCGCAGGCUGCCGAGUUUUACCGUGCGAGCCAGGAGACUCUCUCCCUCGCGCUUCAGAAUGAGGAUCUACCCUCCAUCCGGGCCUUGCUUGGGUUGGCCCUGUAUACCAUGUUUGCAACUGCCGGUCCCAGUAUCUGGCAUGUCUUAGGGGCUACCUUACGACUCGCGAUCAGCAUGGGGUUACACAAGGCUCGGUCAUAUCCGACCAUGAUGGAAGAAGAGAUGGCUAAGCGUGCCUUUUGGAGUCUAUACAACCUUGACCGUCUCAUUGCUAGUACGCUUGGGCGGCCUCUGGGAGUUCCGGACGACGACAUCAGCGUGGGUCUUCCACGUGAGCUGAACGACGAUGGGCUGGAAGCGCCCGGUGCAAGUGCCAUGACGAUUCCUUUACAGGUGAUUCGUUUACGACGGAUCUUUUCCCGUAUCUAUCAGUACCUGUAUAGCAAUCUCCCCCAACCCUCUCCGCAGGAGGUUGCCGCCACGCUUGGUCAAUUCCGUCGCGAGGUGGAUGAGUGGCGCAUGGCGGCUCCUGUUUAUCCAUCAGCGCUUCUCUACUCAACCUCCUAUUAUGAUUAUCUGUAUUAUACCACAUUGCUGUUGAUGUAUCGCCCUAGCCCACGAAACCCGACUCCAGAUGCAACCAGCAUCGUCAGCUGCGGAGAUUCCAGUAUCCAAGUGGUUCGAUCCUACUGGGAUAGUUACUCCGUGGGGAAAUUGAAAUGGAUUUGGUUGACUCUGAGUCAAGUCUAUUUCGCCGGCAUCACGAUUCUGUGGUGUUUGGAACAGAAUGCCCGGUGCUUGCGCGACUCUCGCCCGGCCCCAUGGCAUCCUGAUGAGCAGAUGAUGCGUCGGGGCAUUCAGGCUGUUGUGGUACUGCUCGAGCAGUUUGGCAAGCGUCGUCCGGGAGUGGAUCGACUGGCAGAGACAUUCCGCCAUCAGAGCACCACAAUAUUCAGUCAAAUGGCCUAUCGACAGCAACAACUGGAACACCAGCAGCAACACCAACACCAACACCAACACCAUGUACAACCUCUCAUGCCACCUCAACCUUCCGUUACUCUCGCCCCUCCACCUCCGCCUCCAGUCCCUCUCGCCCCCGUUUUGGAUGACGUUCUGCUGGUCGAUGGUAGCGGCGUCAUGCCGAUAAUCGAUCCGCAAAUGGCAGAGCAACUUUACUACUCAUAUAACUGGUUCCAGGAGGAGAUGGCCAGUUACUAUACCCUUUGA
Messenger RNA from Penicillium cataractarum, 2166 nucleotides. RefSeq names its product putative C6 transcription factor. Gene Ontology annotation, molecular function: sequence-specific DNA binding; zinc ion binding; DNA-binding transcription factor activity, RNA polymerase II-specific. The coding region runs from base 1 to 2166 and encodes 721 amino acids. The record is from RefSeq and is a predicted model, not a curated record. Lineage: Eukaryota; Fungi; Ascomycota; Eurotiomycetes; Eurotiales; Aspergillaceae. The transcript has 2 exons. Gene Ontology annotation, biological process: DNA-templated transcription; positive regulation of transcription by RNA polymerase II.